GUCCUUUGUUUGUUUCGUAUGCGUUACAUACCAAAAUAAUGGACGGGGGUCCUGACCGUUCAUACACCUCGGAGCAAUUUGUAGACCAAAGAGAAUUCUCGGGGUUGCAUUGAUAUUUUGUGACAUUGCUGUUAUUUUUUAACUCUCUGCUGUAUCUCUGUAAUUGUCCUUAACUCCUCGGGGUUGUUGUUCCUCAAAGUACUUUGUUGUGUAGGACAUCUCUUGACAUAGAGAGGAGCAAGGAGGUGAGGAUAAGCCAUGGCUUCUCAGAAGAAUCGUCACACAUAUAAUAGAGAAAGCAGUAGCGAUACUGAAGAUGACACAGAUGACAGGAGAAGACGAGUUUACAAAUCACGAAUGAGCUAUGGAUCAUCAUCAAAACCCAAACCAUGUUUGGUUCAAAGACCAUCAUCAGCUUGUGGCAGUGAAAGUCGCCAACAUGGACAUGCAUCAUCCAAACAAAUGAAUUCAACACCCAGAAAUAGAUCUAGAUCCCAACAUCUUGGACCUGCAAAGAACCAAAUGAAUCAAGGACACUCUCCUGGACGAGAUCGUCACCAUGGUCACCUUGAUUCCCUUUCAGGUUCCACUUCAACUAGGAACUCAACAUCUAACACAUCAGGUCAAAGUGAAGAGCGUAUUACCCUUGUGGUCGAUAACACUCGCUUCAUUCUUGAUCCAGCCCUAUUUACUGCCCAUCCAAACACUAUGUUGGGCAGGAUGUUCAGUUCUGAGCUUGAAAUGGCACACGCCAAUGAGAGAGGAGAGUAUGAGGUUGCUGAUGGUAUCUCAGCUUCAGUUUUCCGUUCCGUCCUUGAAUAUUAUAAAGGAGGAAUGAUUCGUUGUCCACCCACAGUUUCUGUUCAAGAACUAAGAGAGGCUUGUGACUAUUUACUUGUCCCUUUUGAUGCAUCGACUGUGAAGUGUCAGAACCUACGUGGAUUAAUGCAUGAACUAUCAAAUGAGGGUGCUCGUUGUCAAUUCAAAGUUUUCUUAGAGGAUCUUAUUCUUCCUCUGAUGGUGAACUCUGCUCAAAGGGGUGAUCGUGAAUGUCAUGUUGUUGUUUUGAUGGAUGAUGACUUAGUCGACUGGGAUGAAGAGUAUCCUCCUCAAAUGGGAGAUGAGUACAGCCAAACUGUCAGUAGCACUGCCAUGUACCGUUUCUUCAAGUACAUUGAAAACCGAGAUGUGGCAAAACAAGUAAUGAAAGAGAGAGGUCUGAAAAAAAUUCGUUUAGGUAUUGAAGGAUACCCUACGUACAAAGAAAAAGUUAAGAAGAGAGCAGGGGGGCGCUCUGAAGUUAUUUACAACUAUGUUCAACGACCUUUCAUACACAUGUCCUGGGAAAAAGAAGAAGCAAAGAGUAGACAUGUUGACUUUCAGUGUGUGAAAUCAAAGUCGGUUACCAACUUGGCUGAGGCAACUGCAGAUCCUGUUCUUGAGUUGGACUCUGCUGGAAAUUUUGUGAUAGUUGCACCCAUAGAGGGAGGUGAAUCUGCACAACAACCACCACUCCAACACCAAAAUAUUUAUCAACAGCAUCCACCACCUGCUAAUUUGCAACAGCUAUUACAACUUCACCAAAACCAAGCAUUGCAGCAACAGCAGAUGCACCAGAAUCAGCAGCAGCUUCAACAAAACCAACAACAGCAACAACAGCAACAACUGCCACAACAACCCCAGCUACAGCCGCAGCCACAACUGCCUUUACAGCAGUUACAAUUGCAGCCACAGAUACCUAUUCAGCAACCACAUCUACCACUUCAGCUUCAGCCUCAACAGCAGCAGCAACCUCAGCCUCAGCCCGCACCUGUACCACAACAGCUGGUGCAGCCACCAGAGGAAGAGGAGGGUGCUGGGCAAGCUGCAAGAGCUGUAGCUGAUUUGUCAUUGGCUUAAAAAACUGUAUCUGACAGUAAGCGAGUUGUCCAGUAUAGUAUAUGCAUCUCAGCCAUUUCAGCUCAAUGUGUUUUAGUUAUUAGUACAUUUGUAAAACCUGAAGUUCUGGUUAUCUUGACUGACUACUUUUUUUCUAAAAUACUUCCUGUUAUAGGGGAUUUCGGUGCACACAUAGGCUUCCCUUGCUACAUAUACAUUUCUUAUUUGUGAAAUGUAUAGGCACUUAUCAUAAGGGAGGCAACUGAAAUACUUGAUUUGGAUAGGAAGUUGGAUAAGAAGAGGAGGGAUAAUUGUAGACUGAGUACUUGUUUUCACAAAAAGAAGUGCAAUGACAUAAAGUGUUAAGCCAUAUCUUAUCAUUCUUAUUUGAAAUUUCUAACGUACUGCAUUAUUCUCUCUUACUUUAUUUAUGUAAGCAUUGUUUUCUAAAUCAUGAUCAUCACACUUAUUGAACAUUUGCUGACUCAAAAGACUUUUUUAAAGAAAACUACCUGUUCAUGACAGUCAUGUAACCUGAGCUUUCUUACUAUUGCUAUCUAAAGUAUUGUGUUAUUCUGAUAUCUCUUUCUUUGUCAAACAGCUCUUUGUCAUUCUUAUAUUAAAGAAUUAUAAUAUCUAUGUAUUAUAUAUUAUUAUUGCUUUGUAUUAAAAAUUUGUUUUUCAAUAAGGAUGUUUUGUUGAGCUUUGAUUCUGUACCUGGAUGUGGCAAAUACAUGUGUGUUGUGUCUGAUAUGAAAUGAAAGUAGUACCUAAUUUGUUUUUUAACUGAGAAAAUCUUGUGUCAAUGGACUCAGAACCAAUCUCCUACUUAUACUGUUUUACUUGUAUGUUGAUCAAGUUCUCUAAAGGCUUAUUUUUUCAAGUACUUUGAUCUCAGUAGUCAAAAUGACAAGAGGAACAAGUAAAGUUUUGGAUGCAUUGCUGUAUAGAAGUCCAUUUGACUCAAAAGACAGGUUUUUGGAGCAAGUUUAUAAACGCAAGUACCUUUUUAAUGAACAUGUAAAGACUCUUUGAAGCUCAUUAGGAUCUUGUUAAUGUAUGUAACUGGUAUAAAACAGUUUAUUCUGUGGGAGUUAUUCUUUGUCUCCUAUAAUAUUCAAUUUUAUCCAGCCUUUGGGAGAUUAUCAUAGAUGUUGGUUACAGCACACAUUUUGUUCCCUCUGUCAACAUUUUAAUUUUCUCUCUUCACUCAUUCAUAUGAACUGUUAUUUUUUAACUUUGAUUUUGUGUCUUGUAAACCUACCUACUAAUUUUGUGUUUGCAAGUGCAGUGUAAUCUGUAAAUGAGGCCGGUGGAUGUUAUCAGCAAAACAUUCAAAAUUUAAACAAUCUAAAUUUUAAGCACAGUAUUUGGUAAGAUAUGUAUUUGCAUCAUUGAGUUUUGGUGAUUGUAAAUGUGCCCCUUCCCCCUCCCCUGAAACUCCUGCCUAACCAACACUGCCCUCAAAUUUUCUGACAAUGGUCAGUUUUAAAGUAUGUUAUUGUGAUAGAAUUCUCUCUAUGAGAUGUGUCUGGCAUAACAAUACUCCAUGUAUUGUUUUAUCUUCAAAGACUGCCUAUUUACCUGUUAUAUGACAGGCAAAUAGUGCUUUUAGUUGCUGUUACAAUUUAGUGCUGAGUAAAGUAUCUAUAUUAUCUUUUUAUCAGGAAUUUCUUCGUCACUUUCUGCUGUUGAAAAAAAAUCAUCAUUGUAAGCUGAUGUCUAAAUACAUAUAACCUACAGAUCUAUUGUUUGGAUGUGUCAUAUGGGGGGAAACUUGUUCAUACUGUACAGCAUGUGUGAGUGCUUUCAAAGAAACUUACCGGUAGUGAAGUUUUUGCUCUUUGCCUAUUUUUUUUUUUCUUUUUUUUUUUUUUAACAACAAAGGCUUGGCCCUACUAGUGAAUUGCAUGAAUGUCAGUUCAAUAGUGCACUGCCAGUAUCUGAUUGAAACACUUUUCACUGCCUUGCAUUCCUAUAUAACUGAAUUGUCAAUUCUUCCUGAGAUGACUUGUUCAUCUUUCCUUCAUGAAAUGUAUUUCAUCUUAGAAGCAUUUCUCUCAUGUUUAUUUUCCCUGUUCUAUUUUACUUCAUUUAUUGUUCAUGUAACACCUUUUGAUAUUGUGAAGACAUAGUUGAUGUGUUUGUUUUGUUCAGACGUACAUCAGUUUACAUAUUACAUCAUCUGUGUUUUCUGUGUCAGUCCAACCAAUAUGAAAAGGAAAGAAAUUUGCUGGGGAAAGUAUCUAAGACAUGAUUAAGUAAGAACCUUACCUUCCCUUGUUUUCAUUCAUUUUUCUUUAUUUCUUACCUGUUGGUAGAAGUGGUGGAAGAUUAUGUAUAAAUGCAUUCUUAAAGAUUGACAUGGUUAUGAAUACAUAAUUAACAAUCCCCUUUGUCCAGGAUGCUAGGGUGAAUUAUUUGUGUACUCCUCCAUUCAGAAGUUUAUCAGUUUUUACAGGAUGAAAUAUUUUCAUCUCCUUUUCUUUUUUCUUUUAGGCAUUAUAGUUCAAUUUCAUUUUAUAAAGGUCUUAAAGACUAUCUGUAUUCAUAAUUUUUAUUUUGUUUUUUGUUACAUUCAAGAAGUGCUUUUGUGUUAUUGUUUUUUUUCUACUUGUUCAUUAUUGGCAGUAAUUUUUCAUAAACUUUAUCCAUCAUUAAUAACUAGUCAGUUAUUCAUUUCUAGCUUUACUUCCUACAAUGAUAGCUAAAUUUUAAAGUGCUCCAAAAUUUUUGUUGAACAAGCUUGUAGCAUUGAAUUUUAUGAAAUUUGCCAAUUAUUAUGACUAGUCAAUUUAUGUGAUUGUGUCAGGUUACAGUUUUCAAUAAAUGUUCAAUUUCUGCCAAAAAUGAACAGUAGUGCAAUAAAAUAGACAUGUUUCAUUAUCUAUUUUUUAUGGACUACUUUUUCUUUAUUAUUUUUAUUUACAAAACUACAUUUUAAUAGGAACACAGAUUCAUAGGUUUGGACAUAAUAUUCGUCCUAUAAAUUACAAUCGAUAUACAAUGUUGAAUGAAGUAA
Frankliniella occidentalis (western flower thrips) is the source of this 4900-nucleotide messenger RNA. RefSeq names its product BTB/POZ domain-containing protein KCTD20. Gene Ontology annotation, cellular component: cytoplasm. Bases 259 to 1899 code for a protein of 546 amino acids. Lineage: Eukaryota; Metazoa; Arthropoda; Insecta; Thysanoptera; Thripidae. Gene Ontology annotation, molecular function: protein binding. The transcript has 8 exons. Gene Ontology annotation, biological process: positive regulation of phosphorylation. The record is from RefSeq and is a predicted model, not a curated record.